CACAAAAAGGUCGAAAGAUAGAGGCCAGCAGUAGCAGGUCCAUGCCAACAUGACACGAGGGAACUAAACAAUCUCGCUCUAACUUUUAACCCAAUCACCAGGUAUCGAUCCUUCAGUAGUCCUCCUUCAAUCCUCAAGAUUUGCAACUGUGUGCGCUCCGGAGAUAAGGGAACGUAGGGAGAAAGAUGAAGCUCUCCUUCAAUCUUCGAGAUGAGAACCAGAGAAGCCCACUUUUCAAGGCCAAAAUACCCGUCACUGUAUUCAGCCAACCCUUCACGUCUACGGUCUCUGCCAAUCUCAACACGCCUCAAGAUCCAUCCUUUUCUGUCUCUACAAACUAUUCUUCUGGUCCUUCUGCAAGACUCUCUUACUCUGCCUCCACCACUACAGUCGCACCUUUCACUCUCUCCCUCAAGUCUGGUUUAGGCCUCUCUGGCUCUCCACGCAAUUCCCCUCUCAUCUUCUCUGCCCACUUCUCUCUUUCCUCCACAAACCCAUCUACUAUCACCUCCGCCUUCUCUAUCCACUUCAAGCCCCAAUUCGGUCACUUCUCUCUUCUCAAGACCACAUCUUCUAACCCCAACCCUAACUCUAAACCAAAUUCUGGAUCCCACACAAUUCCCGAGGCUAAUUCGGAUUCUGGGUCACGUUCAAAUGGUCAGUUUGGAGAUGGGCUUGUGCGAGAUGGUUGGCAGGAGGUAAAGUUAGAACCUUGUGGUGGCAAUGACAAUGGUGAUGUAAACGCUAAUUCUGAUUAUACUGGAAUUGGCCCAAUUGGGUUUAUGCCAGAGAGGUCAUUGGUGUCUAGGGACGGUAAAAAUCUAUGGUCUUCGAGAGGAGUAGCUAUUAAGGCUAGGACAGUGUUGCCUGUGACAAAUCGGGUAGCAAUGAAUUUGAGGUGGGGAUUGAAUUUACCUGCAGAUUUGAAGGGGAAAGUUCCGUACUUGACUUUGGAUAAGAUUGGUAUAGUGAGGGUGGAGGAGGUGAAAGAGGUGAAAACAAUAACGAAUAAGAGUGAUGUGGGCGAUGUGGAGUUGUUGAAGGGUAUGUACCUUUGGAUGAAAAGGGACUUGGAGGUUUUGGAGAAGGAAAAUAUGGAGAUGAGGCAGAGUUUGGAGGGGUUGAGAUCGGGAAUUUCAUCCAGGAAGUCGUAUGGGGAGAGUAAUGGUGGUAGAAAGACAACAUUACCACCUCCUAAUGAGAAUAUGGGGGAGUUUGAUCAAUGGAGGAGCAAAAGGAAUGGGGAAGCAAUGCCAACUCCUAAUCACAGUUUGCAUCACUUUGAGCAGUGGAGGGGCAAAAAGAAUGGUGAAGGCAGCGCCCAAAGAGAGUCAAAGAAGCCUGCCAAUCAGGUGACUGAUCUGGAAAGUGAGUUGCAGAAGGCUAUCAAGGCUGCUUCCUUGUAGACCAGGUUUGGGAUGUUUGAAUGUAUUAUGUAUGGUUUGCUUGCUUCUUCUUAAUAUGUAUAUAGCAGCUGAUCUUUUGUCAAGAAACUAUUUCCCUAAUUUAUUUAGGGUAGCAGAGGCAUAGAUAGUAUAGCGGGGUUGUUGAUGCAAACCUACUUGGUGGCAUUAAUAAUCCAGUGUAAAAUAAUGUAGCCUACGCUGUUGGUUUCAUCAUCCAUAUAUCUUUAUUUCACUUGCAACAACACUUGAACAAGUUAAUGAACUUUUGUUGUCAGCAUUGGCUUAUAUUUAAAUUUUGAAAA
Molecule: messenger RNA, 1708 nt
Organism: Tripterygium wilfordii
Lineage: Eukaryota; Viridiplantae; Streptophyta; Magnoliopsida; Celastrales; Celastraceae
Exons: 1
Coding region: 186-1406 (406 amino acids)
Source: RefSeq, a predicted model, not a curated record